UAACAAUGGAUGUUGAAAUUAUGAAUGAAAUCUUGACUCUAACAGUCAGCAAGCUCUUUGUGAGACCUUCUGAGAAAUCAUCCUCAGCAAUGAAGGAUGCAACCAUUGCUGAGAAAGCCAACGCCACUUCUGGAAGUGAGAUGAUUGCAGAAAUGAAGUCCAAAUUCACACAAGAAAAUGUUGAUAAGAAAAUCGAAGAUGACUAUAAGCCUGGAUGUAUGGACCUUGAGAGAUGGAUCAGCAUUGAAGGCCCUAAAAGACUUGAAUCUUCCCUGAAAAAGCUUAGGUUAAAUAUGAUUGGAGUUAAGAGAAAAGAUUUCAAGACCUAUACAGAAGAUGAAAUUCAUCAAGAGAAGAGAAACGUAAAGAACGAACUUAAGUAUUACGAUAGCGCCUUUAUUAAAAUUUUUGCAAGACCACCAGCAAGAGAGGACAAGGAGCCAAUGAGACCACUUUAUAUGUAUUACCAGAAUCUAAGAAAAGCUAUCCAGAAGAAAGCUUAUGCUAAAGGAUCCUCUGAUAAUGGGAAAAAGUCGAGACCUUCAUCUGUAGAUAGUUCCGGUGGAUUCUCAGUGGGAUCUGUCACCUCCAAUAUUUCAGGCUCAAGUAUUGGAGAUGCUAUCCCUGAAAGCAAGGUUGGGGUAUCCACCUCUAAAUUCCCAUUCACCGAAGAAGAAGCGAAGAAGGGUCCUCCACUAGAACUAAUGGCAAGAAUGGGCAUGGAUAACGAGAGAGAUCUCAAAAAGCAGAUCCAUGACUUUAUGAAAGAGAGGAAGCACUUGAGGAAGGUUCUAGACAUGUUCCAAAAAGACUUUCUCAAGACAUACAACAGAAAGCUCCGCUUCACUAAAGAUAUAUCACCUGUAGCAUCUGAAUUUAAGAGAUAUAAAGAGCUUAAAAAGGAAAUAGCUAAGUUGGAGAACAUUCUAACCAACCUCAAAAAGAAGUCUGUAAAAUAA
Molecule: messenger RNA, 959 nt
Organism: Moneuplotes crassus
Lineage: Eukaryota; Ciliophora; Spirotrichea; Euplotida; Euplotidae
Source: the annotation of a GenBank genome assembly